AUGGCCGAGAAAAUUGUACGCAAAGUCUUGGAAGAAAUUCAUCUGCAAGCUCAAAAGGCAACACAAGCAUAUAAAGAGUGGUUCCUGAUCCGGUGCAAUAAAUUCUUCAAACAUGUUCUACCGGACCUAACCACCAGACAAAGAUUUGAGAGAAUUUUGGAGAUAGAGGAAGACGUUAUCAAGCUCACAAACGCCGAGGAUCCCAACGAAGGCAUGGACCGACACGCAAUAGUGGAACCGCGUGCUCGGCUACACAAGCUAACCGCACAUAUACGAAAGCUUACAGAAAGGUAUGUUGCGGGAACACCGAAGGCUAAAUUACAACUCCUGGUGUUGGAUAUACUUGAAGUCAAGAAAGGAGAAUUCAUUGACGAAAUAGAGCGGCUUGAAGCGGUGCGCAGACAGCGAGAUACGGCGCACUCUCCACGUCCUGAGACCGAUGACGGUCAGAAUCGAAGUGAUACGCCUCCUCUAGCGGAUCCGGUCAUCAACGAAACCGACGAAAAGACAAAGACUCCUUUCACCGGGCCACUUGAAACUGAUCAACCUGGGGAUUCAGAACCGGUCGUUACAGAAGAAAGGGUCAAGACUCACAUUGAAGAGUUUGCCAACAGAAAGGUUCGACCGUGGAAGAGGAAAAUCAAGAGAGCCGCGCUUCAAACAAUCAAGUUAGCCGAAACAACGAGGGAUGAUCUUGUGAAGGCAGAUGCCCGGAUCACAGAGAUCGAAGCCGACUACCGGGACGAUACUAUUCUGCACAACGAACAUCUUAAGCGAACCGAAGACUUGGAAGAUAAGACCUCCAAGAUGGUGGAUGACUUGGAACGGUUUCAAGAGAAAACCGAUCAACGGCUCACAAAGGUAGAUGAGGACCUAGGGCGGUCAAGCACCGAAGUCGGUUCGACACUUGACAGGGUCAUAGAUCUUGAAAUGAAGAAUGCGAGUCUUGAAGAGCGCAACGACAAACUUGAAGCCGACCUCAAGACGGUCACUGAACAGGUGACUGAGUUGAUAAAUGCCAAGAUUAAUGCUGAUAAAGCGGUUGAGGAGGCAAAUGCUCAAGCGGCUAAGGAUAUUCAGGAUGCACUAGACGAAGAAACGCGGAAAGCAAAGGAAGCACUGCAAUCGUCUGAUGCGAACUUUAACGAACGGUUACGGAUAUCAAUGGCCAGAGAUCCGACACUUGCAAAGAACAUAGCAGCUCAAGCGACCGAGGAUGCAGAACGGUUAGAUACUGAAAAACGAAGGCUCGCCGAAUUUGCAAAGGCUCACAAGAAGACCAAGGCGACUUCUUCCUCUUCGGUUCCGGCAACACGGAAAAGGAAAACACCAUCAAGGAAGGUUCAAGUAACCAGGAUGCUGGAGAGGAUCACCGAGACGAUUAUUGAAACUCCACCGAACCCAGCUAUGCAAACCGAGGAUGAAAUCGAAGAGAAUCUCGAGCCGCGAUCUACAAGACAGCGAGUUCUCAACACUGCUCCAAUCAGCACGGUCGGUCAACCGCAAUCUGGAGGUUCAUCUUCAAGAACGGCUCCACCGGAUGAGGAACAACCAAUCAAUGACAUGAUGAAAGACUUCCUGCCAUCCGAAUCAGAAUAG
Molecule: messenger RNA, 1599 nt
Organism: Impatiens glandulifera
Lineage: Eukaryota; Viridiplantae; Streptophyta; Magnoliopsida; Ericales; Balsaminaceae
Exons: 1
Coding region: 1-1599 (532 amino acids)
Source: RefSeq, a predicted model, not a curated record